This is a messenger RNA of Lagopus muta (rock ptarmigan), 5133 nucleotides long. RefSeq names its product phospholipid phosphatase related 5 (gene PLPPR5). Gene Ontology annotation, biological process: signal transduction; phospholipid dephosphorylation; phospholipid metabolic process. The record is from RefSeq and is a predicted model, not a curated record. The coding region runs from base 1527 to 2594 and encodes 355 amino acids. NCBI's taxonomy places the organism in Eukaryota, Metazoa, Chordata, Aves, Galliformes, Phasianidae. Gene Ontology annotation, molecular function: phosphatidate phosphatase activity. The transcript is spliced from 10 exons.
UUUUUAGGUAUCUUAACUACAUUCUUCUGUCUUAAAUAUUGAGGGAUAGAAUUAGACCACUUUAACUGAGAGUUCCUUCCAAGUGUAUCCUUAUCUUUAUAUUCUAAAUUCUCUAUAUGUUCUCAAUCUGGUAGGUAGAGGUCUUAGUAGGAUAACAAGGGAACAUAUUUCUUGGCUAUAAACACUUAAGGAAAGUAUUUAGCCUCCAGUAGUGCUCUUCUUAUUAUAAAACAACAGAUACUGCUGAGGAAAGAAUAUUUUGUUAUGAAAAUAUAAAACUAAAUAUUUGUAGUCUACUGCAUGAAGCUAUUUAACAUCUACAAUACUGUCUGCUCUGAUUUAAUGAAUCUUGUUCCAGCUCAAGUUGUGCCGUGAUUGUGCCCUUUUCCUGCAUAAUAACCAUGUAGUACAAUAUCUACACGAUAGAACAAUUUAUCAGCUUUAAAUCAAAUGCAUUCCAAGCUGUGCAUAUCUGUUACAAGAUUUAAUUAUACAGCAUUUUCUUAUUCAAUAUAUUUAUUGUAAAAUGCUGUCAGUUUAAAGAUUCCACUGAGAAAGUGUUCUAUGAAAGGCUCAAAUGUCUGACUCAGUCUUUUAAGUUACUUGAUCAGUAUGUCCUUUUUAGAGUCAUUUGUAGUUUCACCUAUCUUUCCUUUUAUUGAUGUUUAGCUUUAAGUGCAGAUUUACUGACCGCUGGGUUUCCGAGACAGCGUGCCUUUUAGAUGUGUGUUGUCUUCCCCAUGUGGUUAUUGCAUGACCUAACAAAGACCACACUUGUUUGUAGAUUUCAAACAUGGGAACAACAACUGCAUUUAUGAGAGUCUGCAACAGCUUAAUAAUUUGAAAUUAUAUACUCAACAGAGUGCCUUUCUGCUCACAGCAUAAUCAUAGAAUCUGACUUAGUAACUUGUGGGUUUUUAUUAUCUUCUCUGGUCGCUGUCAUUGUUGCCACUGUGAAAUCCAUUUUUUUUUCCCUGGUAACCUUUGUAGGCGACCUACAUGUGCCUUAGAUUAUUACAACACAGAGAAAAGGGGGACAGAUUAUGACUUUAUUAUUAUACUAAAAUUCAUUGUUGACUUUCUUGGGGGCCAAAAGCCGUCCCACUGAUUGUUAUGACUAUUUUAUUCACUGUUACAUUGUCAGCAGAAGUUCCUUAUUGCUCACAGGAACCUGGAUUGACACAAUCAUGUUGGAGAUGUAUUACAAGCAGCAAGCAGAAGCAUCCAACAUUUCCUCCAAUCAGAUACAAACAAGCCUAUCUUACGUGCAUCUUUCCAACACCCUUCUGAAGUGCUCCAUCUGUUUCAGUACCGUACAGAUGAAGUGCAAAGGGGUAACCUGACUCAGUAGCAUCUUUGAGGCCUCAGAGAGUGGUUGUGCCUGUUCAUCAAUGAUGCAAUUCUAUGGAGGUCAAAUGAAACUAGAUCACAUAAAAUGUUUGUGCCUUAAUGCCUGAAGUUUAAAAACAAUGAGUCAAGUGAAGAGAGCAGCAAAGCAAAGAUAAAACAUGUAAAGGCUGAUUUGAAUGAGUUCUCAGUCAAGAAGGCAAGGUUGCAGCCAGUACCUGUGCCUCCUCUGCAAUUCAACGACUCCCUUCGUGUCUGUAAUAAUUAAGAUGAACGUGAUUACAAACAGCAGGCAUGCAUCUCAGAGAAACCACACGGCAUUGCCAUGCUUCACGCUACUGGAGAUGGUGAUCAUGGCAGGGACCGUGAUGCUGGCUUACUAUUUCGAAUACACGGACACCUUCGCGGUCAACGUGCAAGGCUUCUUCUGCUACGAGGGCGCGUACCGCAAACCGUACCCGGGCCCGGAGGACAGCAGCGCCGUGCCCCCGGUGCUCCUCUACUCGCUGACCGCAGGCGUGCCCGUGCUGGUGAUUAUCGUUGGAGAAACCGCAGUGUUUUGUCUACAGUUAGCUACAAAGGAUUUUGAAAAUCAAGAAAAAACAAUAUUAACUGGAGACUGUUGUUAUAUAAAUCCACUGGUGCGCAGAACCAUCAGAUUCCUUGGAAUUUACGCGUUUGGACUGUUUGCUACGGACAUCUUUGUAAAUGCUGGACAAGUAGUAACAGGGAAUCUUGCACCACAUUUUCUUGCACUUUGUAAACCCAACUAUACAGCACUUGGAUGUAAACAGUACACACAGUUCAUCAGUAGUGCACAUGCCUGUACUGGAAACCCAGACCUUAUCAUGAAAGCCAGAAAGACAUUCCCAUCCAAAGAAGCAGCUCUAAGCAUAUAUGCAGCUAUGUAUCUGGCUAUGUACAUCACCAGCACGGUAAAAGCCAGAGGAACAAGGCUCGCAAAACCUGUUCUGUGUUUGGGCCUAAUGUGCUUGGCUUUCCUUACUGGAAUCAACAGAGUAGCAGAGUAUCGAAAUCACUGGUCAGAUGUAAUAGCAGGAUUUAUAAUUGGAAUAUCUAUAGCAGUGUUUUUGGUUGUUUGCGUGGUAAAUAAUUUCAGGGGACGUCAGCCAGAACAUGAACAUUCUCAUACGGACAAUCUGGCCCAGAUGCCCAUGAUCAGCAUACCUCGAGUAGAAAGCCCUUUAGAAAAGAACCACAUCACGGCCUUUGCAGAAGUCACAUGAUGUUGACGCUGAGGUAUAUUCACUCCAUUGGACUUCAUCUCUUUUCACAGCCCACUCACGAUAAUUGCAGUGUAACAAAAUCAAGAAAUUUUUAAAGUCCUCUUUCUGACUUGAUUUUUACAUCGUUAAAAUGAUACCUACAUUUUGAAGAUUUCUUAAAUAUUAGAACGUCACUUUACUUUCUAGCAAAAAUAUUAACUGUUUACUUUUUGAUGGAAUGGGACGAACUAAGCACUAAUUACCUUUAUCUGACACUACCCUCUAUUUUGGCUUCUUGUUGUUUUUUAAUGGUUCAUGUACCUAUUCCAGUAGUACUCCAUAUUUUGAUUUGAAAUUGAUUUUUAGAAUCUGCAUUUUUAAUUCAGCAUGAAUUUGUUUCCAUUUGAGCAGUUUUAGUGUAUAAAAACUAGAAAAAAUAUUACCUUCUGUAUGAAAAUGCUGUUUGCACAUUGUAUUACGCUGUAUUCCAUGUAAGAUAUCAUUCAAACAAUGUUAUAUGUAAAACUGGUGCUUCUGCUUUUGAAGAGAAAAAAAAUGCCAAUUUUUACUGUAAUAAGUAUUGUAUCAUAAUUAAAAGUUUAUUUAUUUGGAUAUUUUCCUGACAUAAUUGUAGUUGAAUUGUUGAUUUGUAGCUCUUGAAUGUCUUGAAUGAUAUAUAUGUAUCUAGGUUAAAGAAAUGAAAAUUAUAUAGAAAUUUUGAUCAUUGAUAUAUUCUUUAUUACUAAUGCUAUCCCAUGAGAGGUUAAGGGCUCCAUUCUUAGCUCAGCAUAUCUGAUGGGAAGCCCUGCUAUCACAGAUCACUUAAACAAGUUACUGGAGGAGCCCUGCAUCAUCUCAUAUUUGUUAUACACCCAGAUGUUAUGCUGGGAGAAUGGAGUGCUAAGACAGGAAGAGGGUCACUGAUAUAGUGAGGGAAAGUGCACGUUUCUGUCCUCCUGUUGGAGCAUUUAUGGAAAAUAAGCAAUGGCUGCAUUAAUUUACUUCAACUGGAGUGACUGAGACAGGCAGAAUUUAUCUCUAGGAAUCCUCUCUAUCCCUGUUUCCUUUUCAGGGCCAUGUUCUUGCAACAAAUCCUCUGUCAGACUCUGCGUUGCUAACAGGAUUUUUUCCUUCAAAUUCGAAUGGUGUUCUUAUAUAGCUGUUAUCACUGUGAAAAAUCAAAUUGAGCCUCCCCUUUAAAAGACAGCCUCACUUGACUAUUCAUAGUGAAGUAUUGUAGAUGCUGAAGAUAUUCUUAACUGCCAGAAUGUUUUCCUCUGGCAACCACAGUUGUAAUACUAGCACUAUAGACACAUUUAAGAUAGAGAAGUUCAGUGUGGUCCUUGAAAGGAGUACAGAAUUCUAGGCCUUAAGUUUUCCAUAAUUCACUGCAUUUCCUCUGCAUUAGUCAUUGGGAGAAGAUAUUUCAAACAUAACUGUAGAAUUGGAUGUGUAUUUUUCUAUGUUGAAUUUUAUUGCGUUCCUGCAUAGUUAUCCGUGCAUUUUCAUUUUAACUUCUCUUUUCACUAAAUGCAGCUACCUAAAUAUUGCUUGGAAAGCAGGGCAAAGCCAAGUCUUCUUUGAGUGCAGUAGAGCAGUGUAUCCCAUGAAGUCAUCAUACUAAGCUGAGAAUUAGAGAAUAAAGAAAUGUAUCAGCAGGGAAAAAAGUCGUAGAAUAGAGCCCUUAGCUACAAUGGUGUUACUUAGGUGAUUGAAAAUCCACCUUUAUUAGGCUACCAGUUGUGUUUACAAAAUUGUAGUAGGUCCAAAGUUUGUAUCACCAUGUUAGGCACACCUACCCUUCUCUUAUUAGUAUAGCUUUCUAGGGUCCAAGGUACUAAUGAUCUCUGUGUGUAGAUUUAAACGAAAUUCUCACUCAUUUUUGCAUGGUAGCAAAUUUACAUUUUUUUAAAUAUCUGAUUUAUAAGAUUACCAAGAGAUUCUUUUAUGUUAAAAGAGAUGACUCUUUUCCACUGUACUGUAUAUCAUCAACUUGUAACUGGUCUCUUUCUCUCUCAGGAUCUUUCCCAGUCAAAUAUUUGGGUUAAAUUUAUCAUAUUAUCUCUGUGAACCAGCAGUGAGAAAACAAAGAGAGACACUCUGCUGUAUAAUGUAUUUUUAAAUAAAAUAAUUUUUCAAUCAUAUGCAGUGUAUUUAUUUUAGAUAUCUGCUGUAGAUAUAUGUUCAUAGCAUACAUACAAUGAAAUGAUGAUUUUAAAGGACAGCUGCAUUUGGUGAUGUAUUUUCAUAAUUAACAAGGAGUUCUCAGUUGCUUUCCCUUAAAGGUUGUUCUGUGACACUGAAAAGCAGGAGUGAAAGAGCUGUAUUGCAGAAGUGUCUUCUGCCUGUUGGUGAAGGACUCCCUCCAGGAUGUGGACAGGUCAAGCUCCAGAUCCUGCCUUGAGUGAUUUGUAGAAGAGUAAGAGUUUACCUCUCGUGCGGUUGCAGUGGCUCCGCUGCCCUUGAGCUUGGGUGUUCACUUUUCCUUUCUGGACUUUCAAUAGGAACAGUGUAUCGAAAUAAAAGUAAGUUGGUAUUUUUUAACUGACAUGGCUUUUUU